Aspergillus ruber CBS 135680 is the source of this 720-nucleotide messenger RNA. Its product is annotated as CDP-diacylglycerol-serine O-phosphatidyltransferase. Gene Ontology annotation, cellular component: membrane. The transcript has 5 exons. NCBI's taxonomy places the organism in Eukaryota, Fungi, Ascomycota, Eurotiomycetes, Eurotiales, Aspergillaceae. Gene Ontology annotation, biological process: phospholipid biosynthetic process. Bases 1 to 720 code for a protein of 239 amino acids. Gene Ontology annotation, molecular function: phosphotransferase activity, for other substituted phosphate groups. The record is from RefSeq and is a predicted model, not a curated record.
AUGUCUCGCAGAACGACAGCCAUGUCAUCGAGCAAUUCUUCGAAUAGCGGUAACCCGACCUCGGGUGAUGGUGGCCAGGAAAAGCAGAAGAUGCUGCUGUCGGCGGAAACAGGACAUUUUAGCAUGAUUAGGGCCCUGCAUCUCGCUGAUUUGGUUACUGAGCUCAAUGUCAUGUCUGUUUUCUCGUCGAUGCGAUACUGUUUAGGAGAGCCGACUGAUUACGGCAACAUUUGGGCCGCUCUUGCUUUCAUGCCUUUUGGAUUGUUUUUUGAUUUUAUGGAUGGAAAGAUUGCAAGGUGGAGGAAGAAGUCAUCUUUGAUGGGACAGGAGCUUGACUCGUUGGCGGAUCUGAUCUCCUUUGGCCUCGCACCCGCUGCCGCAGCAUUCGCACUUGGAGCUCGCACUCCGGCCGACCACUUGCUCCUAACUUUCUUUGUGCUUUGUGGGUUGACACGCUUGGCUCGGUUUAACGUGACCGUCGCAGUGCUGCCCAAGGACAAGACUGGCAAAUCAAAGUAUUUCGAAGGCACACCGAUUCCGACGACGCUGUCUAUCGCUUCGCUUAUGGCAUACUGGGUUUCGCAGGGCUGGAUACUCGAGGAUCUUCCCUUGGGUGUUGUUGCGCAAGGCACGCCCUUCGAGUUCCAUCCUAUUGUGUUGCUUUUUGUCGUGCACGGUUGCAUGAUGGUCAGCAAGACAAUACACAUUCCCAAGCCAUAA